Messenger RNA from Durusdinium trenchii, 1506 nucleotides. The record is from the annotation of a GenBank genome assembly. NCBI's taxonomy places the organism in Eukaryota, Dinophyceae, Suessiales, Symbiodiniaceae.
AUGCUGUUGCUCCUGAUUGCAAUCGCUGCUUCGCCCCUGAGGGGCGCAGGGAGCACAUGCACGGCGUUGAGGAACAGGAACAUCUUCUCAACAGUAGAAGUGAAGGUGGGAACACCACCGCAAGUCUUUGACCUGGUGGCAGAUACAGGCAGCAGCAGCUUGAUCGUGCAGUCAUGUGUUUGCCAGGAGAUGGGCUCUUGUCCUUACACCUUUGGCAGGUGCUUUCGUGGACAUGACAAGUCCUCCACCUUCUCAAUCCCAAGGUCUUCGAGGCAAGAUGCCAAAGCAGGUCCAGAAAUUUGGAUCUUGACCUAUGGUAGCGGUGACAUUGAGGCCGUUGUCGCCAGUGAUGAGGUGUCUGUGGGAAACUAUACGGCUCAUAUGAAUAGCAGCCUUUUACUCAUGGUGAGCCAAGCGCUGAACUUUGACGAUGCUGGCUUUCAGGGCAUCCUGGGCCUUGGGGUGCCAAACCUCACUGCGAGGAUCCGCCGCGGCAGUGGUGGUGCCGGUACCUCUCACAGGCAGCCGGAAGUCCUGACCACGUUCUUGGAUGAAGCGCAGGUGAAACGCUUCUCCUUGUGUUUCAACUCUGGGGCUGAUGGUGUUCUGGGUCUGGACUACCCCGCGCCAGAGAAGCUCCUGCCGAUCUUAUCCACGGAUCAUUGGGCCUUGAGGGUGCAAGGCACCAGUGUAGCUGGGCAAACGGUAUCAGCGACCAAGGACGGGCAGUUGGCAAUCCCUGACUCGGGCACCACGCUCAUCACAGGACCACAGACAGAAAUAGCUUCUUUGAUGGAGACUAUUUGUGACAAGUGGCCUCGAUGUAAGCAAGCCCAAGACGAUCUUGCAGCUGCGAUGGUGCAGAGUGACGUUUCUGUAUCAGGGAAUGAAGCUCGAUCCAGCAUCCGCAGGCUCCUGGUAGCAAAGUCCCAAUGGCACAAAGGUUUACCUCCUGCCCUCUUGGAGGCAGCGGAAUUCACCCAUCCCUCUCCAUCGGGAGUGAUGGCGCUGCAGAUGCUGCUGGAGGAUUGUGGCAGUUGGAAGAAGGGUGUGGAUCUAGAUGCAGAGAUGCCAGCGAUCGAGUUUCGCCUUCAAGGCGCAGAUGGCGCCCAACAGGAUAUCCAGCUUCUUCCAAGCAGCUAUAUUGCAGAAGUGUCCUCCGAAGCCUUGGUUUGGAGCCAAAAAUACUUGUUAGGUAUUCUGCCAUACUGGUGGCCCGAGACUGAAGAGGAGUCCAGUUGUGCGAUCCUGCUGGGCACUGCCAACUACACAGGAAUGGAUCAGGUGUGGAUUCUGGGGACACCCCUCUUCUACAACCGCCGUGUGCACUUUGACCUCAGUACUCUUCAGAUCGGUUUCAGUGACGAACCUUGUGGCAGCUGUGACUCAGGGAACUACGAGACGGUAGGGAAUCCUUCUUUGGUCCAAGGUGCUACACCCAUGCGCCAGUUGAGACAUCCGGGACGGGUUCCGUGGCCCAGAGCCUUUGAAUCUCUGAACCACUAA